AUGGCUAUCGACCCAGGCUACGGACGAAACAAGGGGAAAGGUGGAUCUGGCGGUGCGCCCACCGAGCUAACCAAGCCGUGCAUUUGGCUUGGCGGACUUCCUCGAGACAUCAGUGAGAGUGAGGUGGACUCUGUCUGUUGCAGGUAUGGUACUGUCUCGGACAUCAACAUCAAGCAUUCCGACAGGGACACCUUCGUGUUCGUUACCUACGCCCGCCUAGAGUCUGCACAGGAUGCCAUCCAGGGACUUGAUCAAAGCAAGUCCUUUGGAUCUGGCAUCAUCAAGGCAGCUCCGGCUACUCGACGCGAGGGUGGCAAGGGUGACAAGCCACGAGCAUCUGAUCGGUCGGAGCGGUCUGAUCGGUGGGAGGAGACGCGACGAGAUGAUGAUAGACGUGGCUCCCGGGCUGACGAUGAGCGCCGGGAUGGAAAGGGCAGAGACAAGGGCGGGCGCGACAGGGACUGGCCUUCCAGCGACCGUCGCGAUGCUCCUGAUCGUCGCCGGGAAGACCCAUACACGGGCCGAGGAGAGAGGGACCGAGACGACCGUGGCAGAUACGACGAUCGCGAUCGAGGUAGCUACAGACCUGCGGACUACUAUGACCGCAGCAAAGAUGAGGGAAAGGGCCGAGGCUCAGGAUAUACGUACGAGGACCGCGGAAUUAGCGAGGGUGGCCGAGGCUACGAUCGGCGCGACGACUAUGAUCGGCGGCGUGGAUACGAGGAUCCUCCGCGGCGAGACGACCGAGACAACCGAGACAGACCCGACAGGGCACCACCACCGCAGCGAGGCCGCGACGAUCGCAGAGUCGAGCGAGCCCGUGGCGACAGUAGGGACGGUCGACGAGGCCGGCAGUUUGACCGUGCAGAUGUUGCUGGUCGGAGAGAUGACCGAGGCUUGCGAGAAGAUCCCCCCCGGGGGGUUGGAGCGCGGGACACUCGAGAUGUCGGUCCGCGGCAUGACAGAGAUCCAAUUCCAGAGCGACGUGGAGCAUACAGACCGGCGGGUCCACCCAGAACCGACGACGGUCGACGAGCUUCACGUUCACCUCGAAGAGCUCCAGCUGAGCGCGGAGCCAACGUUCGAGUAAAUUUAUCGAAUCUUCCUUUCGACAUGGAGGAGGCAGAGCUGAAGGACACUGCGUCUACGUAUGGGAAGGUGUUGGCCUUGAGAGUUUUCGGAGAAGCAGAUAAGCCAAAGCGCGGUUGGGUUGAAUAUGCGACCCGGCGCGAAGCUGAAUACGCUGUGACCGAACUGGAUCAGAGGUGGAGCCAUACAGAUAUUAGCCCGCAGUGGGUGCGACCAUUACUUGGGAGAGUGGCAACAAUUUUUGGACGUUGGUGUGGGCAAUUGGCCGAAGCCAGAGACGAAUUGAUCAUCCCUUUCCCGUGCGACCUUGUGCAACUGUGCGCCUUUCGUCGCGGGCGGCGUUUCAUCAAAUGCUCUUAA
Symbiodinium sp. CCMP2456 is the source of this 1449-nucleotide messenger RNA. NCBI's taxonomy places the organism in Eukaryota, Dinophyceae, Suessiales, Symbiodiniaceae. The record is from the annotation of a GenBank genome assembly.